AUGCAGUUAUCCAGUUACGAACAUCUUACCCAAGACAAUAUUAUUUUUAAAGAAGCCAGAGAAUUUAAAGUAAAAGAUAGCAAGAUCAAAUACAAACGUAUCCCAAUUGAAAUCAAAUAUCCAAAUGGAAAGAAAGGAGCUUUGGUAAUUGAAUCUCCAGUUCUUUUGUCUUUUGGUGUAAAUGAGAAGAAAAAACAAGAAACAAAUAAGUUAGUAGGAUAUAGUAUGCCAGUAUGUCUUUGGGCUAAAGAUAGUGAGCCGAAUACUAAAGAAAAAGCAUUUUUUGUAACCCUAGACGAUGUUGUUUCAAUGUGCCAAAGUCAUUUAGAGAGUGAAUACGGUGCAGAUCUAGCAUCAUCUCUGUCUUUACCAUUUUAUUACAAACAGAUAGAAUAUACAGACAAGAAAGGAAAAAAGAAAACAAAAGUUGAUGAAUCAUCCGCACCAGUUCUUUACGCAAAACGUAUUUACUCAGAAAAAUCAAAGAAAAUUUUAUCUUUGUUUAAGGGAAAGGGAGGUAAGGAUUUAAAUCCUUUUAAAUAUAUUAAUCAGUAUUGCAAUGUUAAAUUAGUAAAACUGUUACAUCUUUACAAAUAA
Messenger RNA from Porites lobata, 597 nucleotides. The record is from the annotation of a GenBank genome assembly. Lineage: Eukaryota; Metazoa; Cnidaria; Anthozoa; Scleractinia; Poritidae.